CUUUCCUCUUUCUAUGACAGCAAAUAAUAACCUUACCGGGUAUCAGCGUACAGCUAUCACCUUACCACCACGCUUAUCUCGAAUACCCCGUAUUCAUAGGCAUCAUAUCAGAUCGCUUGCUUCGCUUAUCAAAGAAGCUGCUGAAAAGAACUGGCCUAUCGAACAGUGGAAACGCUCCAUACUAAAGAUCCUUCAUGGUGGUGCAGUCAACGAGGAUGAAGUCAACUCCAAGGUGCCACAUAUCAAUGACUCUCUUCACAUGAGUCUGUGUAAAGGCGAUAAACUCAAACCGGCUGCUCUUGCUGUAAUCAAAAAGCUUUUGCCAGAAUGGAGAGAUGUUCAAAGUAUUGAAAUGAAUAGAAUAAGUGGAGCUUUGACAAACGCUGUGUUCUUUGUCACCAGCAUACACGGGAAGAUCCUAUUACGAAUUUAUGGCGUCGGUGUGGACGAAAUAUUACAUAGAGACAGAGAAAUCGUUUGGCUGAAGCUGUUGUCUCAGAUGAAUAUUGGACCACAAUUACUCGGAACCUUUGCCAAUGGUAGACUGGAACAGUACCUGGAUUCAGCAACCUUGACUCACCCUGAAAUCAGCGACCCUGCAAUUUCUGAAACGAUAGCAAAUAGAAUUGGAGAACUCCACAGUAUCGUUGAUUCCUUUCCCCCAACUAAGAGCGAACGAGAGUCGCCAGAAAUAUGGUACAACGUGGACAAAUGGUAUCCAAUGGCUAUGCGUGUUGUGACGGAGAUAUACAAGCGCAAACCGGAAAGUCGAGAAGGCUUACGAUCCUUUGGCAUCUUGCAGCUCGACACUGAAAUUAACGACUUGAAGGAAAUCUUAAACAAGCUUGACAGCGAGAUUGUGUUUUGCCACAAUGAUACCCAAUAUGGUAAUAUCUUGAGGAUGAACGAUGAAGACGGUGAACUUGUGCUAGUCGACUACGAAUACGCUGGUUAUAACUAUGCUGCUUUUGACAUUGGAAAUCAUUGGUGCGAAUGGACAGCCAACUACCAUGCUGAAGAUCCUGCUUUGAUUCAUCUUGAACAAUAUCCUAACGAAGAGGAGCAAUUACGUUUUGUUCGUUCUUACCUCCGGGAACGAAUGGCACCCAAGGUUUUAAGUGACGAGGAACUAGAAGAACAAGCCGUGCGCUUAGCCAGUGAAUCAAGAAAAUGGAGUGUUGCAAGCCAUCUCAUGUGGGGCCUAUGGGGUUUGGUUCAAGCAAGUCAAAGCGAGAUAGAUUUUGAUUAUUAUAAAUAUGCUAUGCAGCGUCUUUCUGCGUUCCGGGACGGAUUGAUCAAAUUGCAAACAGAGUAAUUUUUUUUUUACUACCUAAAAUAGAUGAUGUCAUAAUAAAAACUCAAACCUUGGAAAAUCAAAACGUUUGA
This is a messenger RNA of Umbelopsis ramanniana AG, 1386 nucleotides long. RefSeq lists its product as uncharacterized. Gene Ontology annotation, biological process: phosphatidylcholine biosynthetic process; phosphatidylethanolamine biosynthetic process. The coding region runs from base 14 to 1315 and encodes 433 amino acids. The record is from RefSeq and is a predicted model, not a curated record. Gene Ontology annotation, molecular function: choline kinase activity; ethanolamine kinase activity. Gene Ontology annotation, cellular component: cytoplasm. NCBI's taxonomy places the organism in Eukaryota, Fungi, Mucoromycota, Umbelopsidomycetes, Umbelopsidales, Umbelopsidaceae. The transcript is spliced from 4 exons.